Molecule: messenger RNA, 1125 nt
Organism: Ixodes scapularis (black-legged tick)
Lineage: Eukaryota; Metazoa; Arthropoda; Arachnida; Ixodida; Ixodidae
Exons: 5
Coding region: 1-1125 (374 amino acids)
Biological process (GO): innate immune response; central nervous system formation; regulation of Toll signaling pathway
Cellular component (GO): extracellular region
Molecular function (GO): Toll binding; growth factor activity
Source: RefSeq, a predicted model, not a curated record
AUGGUCGUUGCAUGGUCUUCGGAAGAACGUAUCGGGGAGUUGGACCUGAACGUAGCCGAACCGUUCAAAGACUGCGCGCUCCGAUCGGAAACUUCCGUGUCGUCUUUCAUCGUUCUCAGGACCGACGUGGACGGCGACACUCUCACAAUUAACGGACAAGCGGCCAUCCCCCGGCGAAGACAAUGCGCCCCGCCGGCGCACUGUCCCUUGGCCCCGUUCCGCACGGAUGUGCCUUUUGUAGCGCGACCCGCCUUAAAACCCGCGGCCCGCAAACGCUUCUUCGCAGAUGAUUGCGUGCCCUGGCUUUCACCGGUGCACAUGGACGGCGGAGACUGCGGCCGGAAGACGACGGGCAUGCGGCCGGCCACGACGGUCUACGCGCUACGGUUCACGCAGUGGCCGUUGGCGGCGUUACUGCUUGUCCUGCUGCGGAGCUCAGCGCUCGGGUCCGAGUUUCCCCACCACCACAGCGGCCCCGGCGGAGUGGUGGUGCUCUACCACAAGGAGUCCCCUUUCUCCGGAGGGGACCGCGGGAGGUCCAACGGCCACUUCCCCAAGAGCAAGCACGGCUCCACGUCGCUGGUGCCCGCGGCCUCCAUAUUGCCCUCGGGCUUUGUCCACGGGCGACCGGCGUGUGCUAGGGACUUGGACUUGUGUGUCUUCAACCACGACUACCCCAUAGACAAGGUGCAGUCGAUCGUGGACCGGUACUACAACCAGAUGUAUGACCUGCACCACACGCUGUACAAGACACCGCCGCACGAGGUGCAGUGGGUGGAGAACUACACCCUGGCCUUUGCCCAGGAGAAGCAGCACGGCAGCUUCGUGUGCCGCUCCGAGGCCGUCUACCUGCGCAUCGGCUGGGCCAAGAACUGGAAGGGCCUCUGGCUGACCGUCGUCAACACCGAGCGCUUCCCGCAAGUCACGCGCGUCGAAAAGUGCAAGUACCGGGGCAAGCCGUGCGACUACAUGGUGCCCUGCUACAAGUCGUCGUGCAAGCAGCGCGAGAUGCUCUUCCCACUCAUCGCCGUCAACCCGUACGACCCGGGACAGAAGCCCAGCAUCGAGCUGUUCCCCAUCCCCAGCGGAUGCGUCUGCUACGUCGACGAUUUCCGGUUCCACUGA